UCCCAAGUAGCCUUGCACGGUGUCACCAUUCGCUUCGAGACUCAGUCUGUUCAUUGGACGGAUCGAAUGCUGUAAAGCGGUCCGGUCCCUUUCCUCGUUGCGGGUUCACGCACGUUUCGCUUCACAGUCGCACUGUUGCGCUAUCGGAAGUUUCCUUACCAUCCCACACUCACAUUGUUCAGCUCCCAAUACCUGGUCCUGCUAUCCUUUUUAACCAAAUCAUCGACCGGCCAUGCCUGCCUUCUCGCAGCUCAUGCCCGCUUCGGCGUCUCAAAUCGCGCGCGAGAACAUGUCGUUGCCAGCCUCGGCGUCAUACACGAUAGCGACGCUGAUCAGCUCCACAUUGACGCUGAUUCUAGCGACGAAAUGGACUUUAGACGCUGCUUGCGUGAUCGCUAGGAGGGCAAAAGUGCACGAGACGAUCGUUGCGCUUCUUUUGAGCGGCAUUGCGUGGGAGCAGCUGGUCAUCAUCAUCUUUUCCCUCCUUCAACACAGACCUGAUCUCAUCCUCAGCAUCUCUGUGGGCACGUGUUUACUCAACAACACCCUGCUCUUCGGUGUACAUCUUGUCCUUCUUCCUCGUCGCUCCCUGCGCUCUUUCAGCACCUCAUCGAUCAAUUACACUCUUCUGCAAAGCAUUUUUUGCAUUCCCAUCGCCAUCCUUCUCGGGGUUACAUUCGACGUUUAUCCUCCCUUGUUCAAAUCGCGAUGGUCGAGGUACAUGAAGAGAGCGGCGCACAUCAACGGAAUUCUACUUGUCGUCGUCUUUGUGGCAUACCUAGCUUUCACAGCGCUCGCCCUGUACAAAGGACAUUUGCAACAUCCCGAAGAUCCAGAUUCAGACGACGAUGCUUCUUCCGCAUCUUCCUCUGACGCAGAUUCAGAGUCCGGCGAAGUGGAAGAGACGCGCUCUGCUCACUCUGAAAGAUCUGCAGCUUCCUUUGUACCUGCUGGACUUUUAGCGCAAGCUUCGGGCGCUCACACUACAAUCACCACUCCGCUCCUUUCUCGUCUUCGAAAUCAACCUCGAUCCGCGUUAUCCUUUCACUUCUUUGUUCUCAUCGCCAGCUUGGCACUGAUGAUUGCAGGUGGAGUGCUAAUCCCUCACUCGGCCAUCCAUCUCGCCCGCAAUAUCGACAUGCGUCUACCCCUCUUGGCGCUCACAUUGCUCCCGGCGCUCGUCAGUCUUCCGAGUAGAAUAUGGAACGUGAUCAAUGAGCAACAACCAAAUCUGGACGGAUUGUUGGUCGAGAUUUCCAGCAAAAACAUCUUUCUGCUCACUUUCGGAGUGGGUCUUUCGCUGUUGGCAGGAGUGACGCACGACGUUUCCCCUUCCCACUCUUCCAGCUUGUCGUCGGAUCCUGCUACUCUCCUGCUAGACCUGUCGGUACCCAACGAUCAGUAUGCAACCCUGUCGAGCAGCCUCGCGCCCACCUCGGGGCCUCUCGAAGCGCAAGACCUCCUCCUGCUCUCCCUGUCCUCUUUGGCUCUCUUGCUCUUUGCUAGCCUCUCUUCCCUCGCCCUGCUCAUCUUGGCAGGAACAAAAACUCACAGAAUCGUGGGACUUGCGUUCGCGUUGACUUGGAUCAUGUGGACAGUGGCUCAAUGGACCGUUUGGAGGUGACAUGUCCCCCAGAUACGAUACGCAAUGCUUUGCGGUGAUUGAAGUGCACUAUUCUCACAC
Messenger RNA from Ceraceosorus guamensis, 1684 nucleotides. RefSeq lists its product as hypothetical. Gene Ontology annotation, biological process: transmembrane transport. Lineage: Eukaryota; Fungi; Basidiomycota; Exobasidiomycetes; Ceraceosorales; Ceraceosoraceae. Gene Ontology annotation, cellular component: membrane. The transcript has 2 exons. The coding region runs from base 233 to 1624 and encodes 463 amino acids. The record is from RefSeq and is a predicted model, not a curated record.